This is a messenger RNA of Oxyura jamaicensis (ruddy duck), 465 nucleotides long. RefSeq names its product B and T lymphocyte associated (gene BTLA). The transcript is spliced from 3 exons. The record is from RefSeq and is a predicted model, not a curated record. Gene Ontology annotation, molecular function: signaling receptor activity. The coding region runs from base 25 to 465 and encodes 146 amino acids. Gene Ontology annotation, biological process: immune response-regulating cell surface receptor signaling pathway. Lineage: Eukaryota; Metazoa; Chordata; Aves; Anseriformes; Anatidae. Gene Ontology annotation, cellular component: plasma membrane.
CCUCUCAUCUACCAUGCCCAGAGAAUGAAGUCUCCAGUCACACUGAUAAAAAAUAUCUUACUAUACAUCCUUCUAGUAAUGCUGGCUCAAAGGAACUAUCAAGUUCACGGAUUUGAUAACAGUGAUUGUCCGGUAGAAAUUCAAGUACAAAGAAACUCUGAAUACAUCACUAAUAUUGGUAAUUCCUUGAUCAUAUACUGUCCAGUCCGUUACUGCAAGGAAAGGCCCUUCAUCCAGUGGUGCAAGAUAGAGGUGCAUGGAUGUGUGCCGCUGGAUGACAGCAAAGCAGAAUGGAAUUCCACCGUUUUUAUUCUGAAGUUUUUCGCCAUUCACCAGAAUGAUAGCGGGAUGUAUCGCUGUCAAGCAGCAACGGGCAACUUUCUCAGCGAGAGCAACGAAAUAAAGGUUAUUGUUGAAGAAAUGCCUGAGAACAUUAUCACAGCUUCAUCAGAAAGUAAGUUCUGA